AUGCUUCAGAAGAAGUCCAAGACGAACACCAACAUAGGCACGGGCGAGGUCCAGCGACCGAUACCUUGCGUCGCCAACUUUUCCUAUCCUCGUACGGACUUGGUUCAUUCGUAUCGGAAAGAACAGCCAGGUGCUCGCGAUUCCCAGGAGUCCGAAUCCUCCCCGCCACCGCUGGUAGAAGACCACGGGUCCGACGUCUCUGCAACCGAGGAUGACCUUCAACAACCCCCAGCGACGGAUGUGAAAAUGUGGAAAAAGUGGCGCGCGAAGGACAGGAAGAUAGAGGAAGCGGACCGCUGGGCGCGUCCCAACCUUACCGGGUAUCAACCACUAGCAAAGCCACUAGAUGCCUCACCAACGACACACGGCCCGCCAAGUCCAAGGGGCCAGAGCGGCCAGGAGGAUAAACGCGUGGUUGGGCCGUACCCAAAACGACCUCAGGUUCCAAGGCCCCCGCCGAAAGCCUGCUAUACACUCUUUCCAUCAGCAAGCAUCUCUGUGAGACCCGUUCGCGUACCUCUAUCGGAACCACCAACAAUACCACAGCAGUCUGGACUGCUACCCUCUCCGAUUUCUCCCAACUUCCCGUUCCCAGCGCGCUCACAAGGUGGCGUCACCGACGGGAGCAACCAACCAACGACGUCCCGACCUAGCGUCUGGACGACAAAAGCAGCCGGUUCAGUGCAUGGCAGUUCCCUCACGGCAGGCUCCUCCGACUCAAUACCACUACUUCUCCGGAGUCCUGGCCCUACACCCCCGCAUUCGCCUCCCGGCGCAUCUUCGUCCUCCGAAUCUCCACGAUACCCCUUCGAGCCGGAGAAACGCCCGGCCCCAGAGGCCAGCCAACAUAACCUGUCUCUGGCUAAAAGGGGAACCCGCUCUUCGCCUUCGUUAGCGAACCUCGCCAGGGCGCAACGCCAGGAGCAGGCGCAAGAACCCCUCCCACCACCACCGCCGACCCCCGCCGACAUCUACAACCGUCCGCUCCCGCCGUUGCCCGCCAUCCGGUUCCCGUCCCCUCCAAAUGUGUCCGUCUUUGAGGACGACACGGACGAUGAGGACGAGUCGGGAAAGUCCCGGCCGUCUAGUAGCGAAGCGAGGAACUUUGCGCGCCGGCUCAUGCAUGGGCUGGUCCAUCACAGCAACCCUCCUUCCCCACAAGAUAGGCGAGACAAGGGGAAGGGUCUGCUGGUAGACCACAAGCGCAGCGUGAGCGACGAGGGGCCGUCUACGGCCGCGGUAUCUCCUUCGGCGGGUGCGGUGCAGGGCCCGGCGAAGGCUCGGGGUAGCGGCGGGGGCGGCAGGAGUGGCAUCUCGCGCACGCUGAACGCUGCCGCGAGGUAUAGAUGGGGAGGGUCCGCCGCUGCGACCGAGGCAGCGCCGGUGCCGGCGCGAGGGGCCGUGAGCAUGGAUCUGCCGCGGGAGAAAUUGAGAGUGGAGGGAAGCCGCGGCCAGUCUCAGCAGGGCGCUGAGGAAGGGGAGAAAGGAGGUCGGUUCUUUGGGCGCCUCCUGCGGCGGAAGGCGUAA
Chaetomium globosum CBS 148.51 is the source of this 1527-nucleotide messenger RNA. RefSeq lists its product as uncharacterized. NCBI's taxonomy places the organism in Eukaryota, Fungi, Ascomycota, Sordariomycetes, Sordariales, Chaetomiaceae. The coding region runs from base 1 to 1527 and encodes 508 amino acids. The transcript has a single exon. The record is from RefSeq and is a predicted model, not a curated record.